CACACACAUAUCCCAUGCUCAACUAUUUCUGGCCAGGAUCCCAGUAACUAGAAUUAUCAAAGUGUCUGCUGGAUCCCUCACCACUUGUUUUUCUCCCUUCUACAUUUACAGCUUGAAUAGAAGCAAGGCAGAAGCCCUACUAAAAGUCUAACAACAUGGCGGACACGGCCCUACAUAUUAUCGAGCAACCCACCACCCCGGAGACCCCUCCGGAGGAGAUAACAGAUGAACCCAUCGAAGCCAGUGAACCCAUCAAGGCAGACCAGAUCAAUGGGGUAAUGGUGCUAAGCCUUCUUGACAAGAUUAUAGGUGCAGUGGACCAGAUUCAGCUCACUCAGACCCAGUUGGAAGAGAGGCAACAGGAGAUGGAAAAUGUGGUUGGCAGCAUCCAAGGAGAACUUUCCAAGCUAAGCAAAUCCCACGCUACCACCAGCAACACAGCCAGUAAGAUGCUGGAGAAGGUGAGGAAGGUGAGCGUCAAUGUGAAGACGGUGAGACAGAACCUGGAGAAACAGGCAACACAAAUCAAAAAGUUGGAGGCCAAUGAGUCUGAGCUUCUGAGACGCAGAAACUUCAAAGUCAUGAUUUACCAGGAUGACGUUAAAUUGCCCUCCAAGUUGAGCAUCAGCAAAAAUCUAAAGGACACUGAAAAGCAAGACGUCGCUGAAGAAGGUCAGCAAAAUGAGAACAAGGCAGAGGAGGAGGAUGAGGACAAAAUCCAGUUAUCGUCUGAUGAGGAGGUGGAGGUAGAAGAGAUCAUUGAGGAGUCAAGGGCUGAGCGCAUCAAGAAGAGUGGAAUGCGUCGUGUGGAUGACAUAAAGAAAGCAUUUUCCAAAGAAAAAAUGGAAAAAACCAAAGUGAAGACCAAAGAAAAAAUGGAAAAAACCAAAGUGAAGACCAAAGAAAACCUGGAAAAGACCAGGCAAAACCUGGAAAAAACCAGACACAAUCUUGAGAAGAGGAUGAACAAGUUGGGAACUAAGAUUGUAACAUCAGAAAGAAAGGAGAAGAUGAAGACCUCUAAGGACAAGUUCAAAAAGUCCUUCACACCUGACCAUGUUGUUUAUGCCCGUUCUAAAACCGCCGUCUACAAAGUGCCCCCCUUUACCUUCUAUGUGAAGAAGAUCCGAGAAGGGGAGGUUGAAGUGCAAGCCACGGAGAUGGUGGAGGUUGGAGGGGAGGAUGAAGAGGAAGAAGGGGAAGGAGCUGAGCUGUUGAGAGGCGAGAGCCCCGAUCCCCACUCUCUGCUGCAAAUCACAGAGGACCCUGAUUCUGUUCUGGCUGAAAGAAGUGACAGCGACUAAGUGGUCACCAUCCUCCUUCUAAGUGGACAACUCUGUUUAUAACCUUUUUUUCACCUUGCAAACCAACUUUCUUUUCAUAUUCACACGUAUCUUUCCUCUAAACUUUUUCAGCUCUUAAAAAACAAACAAAAAAAUAUAUAGAACACCCCCAAUCCAUGUAUAUAAUGAUGUCCCUCGCAUUACAUGGUGGGGUCACACAUAUAUCCACUGUGCAGCUACUUUGCUUCUUUCUUAAAGUGACUAUGAAGUGUCUCUCUGCUCAAUGGUGCAUAAAAGAGAGGUCAUAUAGUGGCCUAUUCAGAUGAGAGGGAGACAGACAACAACCCAGGACACAAGCAGAGUAGCACUGCUAAAAUAAUAUUGUUUGGCCAAGCCAAUAAUCAGGACCUCACUGUUGAGCUGUGACUGAUCAUUACAUAGCAUUGUCAUGCAUGGGGUCUGCUGACAGGAACAACAGACACCCCCAGGUCCCAAACAGUCCCAUUGCUCUUUUCUCCAUAUCCCCCAUAACAGUGAGUUACAGACUUCAUUACAGCUCAAUGGGUUGAAAUCACAUUUCUCUAAAUGAAUUGGAAGAGUUUGUAUUACUAAGUAUAGAGAAUGGAAGCCCCUGUAGUUGCAGCUGUAGAGCCAUGAUAAUAACAGCAGUAGGGAGAGGGGCAAGAUAAAGGCUCAUAGUCUCACCAUAAAUGCAACUUUGGGUUGUGCAGAACUCUUCUAUCCUACCAACUCCAUGGCUGCUUGUUUUGGGCUUUACUUGUCUUUUUAUUGUUCAUCACUGCCAAAUAUAUAAUCCUACUCUUCACCAAUCAACUUAUAAUAAAAAUAGAAGA
Messenger RNA from Xenopus laevis (African clawed frog), 2137 nucleotides. RefSeq names its product caveolae associated protein 1 L homeolog (gene cavin1.L). NCBI's taxonomy places the organism in Eukaryota, Metazoa, Chordata, Amphibia, Anura, Pipidae. Gene Ontology annotation, molecular function: rRNA primary transcript binding. The record is from RefSeq and is marked provisional. Gene Ontology annotation, cellular component: cytoplasm; caveola. Gene Ontology annotation, biological process: termination of RNA polymerase I transcription; transcription initiation at RNA polymerase I promoter.